Molecule: messenger RNA, 1655 nt
Organism: Sitophilus oryzae (rice weevil)
Lineage: Eukaryota; Metazoa; Arthropoda; Insecta; Coleoptera; Curculionidae
Gene: not
Product: ubiquitin carboxyl-terminal hydrolase 22
Exons: 8
Coding region: 114-1556 (480 amino acids)
Biological process (GO): protein deubiquitination
Molecular function (GO): zinc ion binding; cysteine-type deubiquitinase activity
Source: RefSeq, a predicted model, not a curated record
CCUGAUUUUGCUCUGGUUUGUGCUCUGGUGAUAUUUGAUUUGUUUAUAUCACGGGUUUAUAUUCUGAUUAAGCAUUUCUUAUUUUUUACAAAUACAAUUAUUUUUGACUGAAAAUGUCGACUGUGGGUUGUGAGCACUUUCAAGAAUUUAAAUCCAAUCCUAAUAACUUGGACACGUUACGAUGGGUUCAUUCGGUUUUUGUCGUAGGCUCAAGCAAAGAUAAAAGAACUGGCUUAAAUUAUAAUUAUCACCAAACUAAGAUUAUGAACUCCUUUUGUCACACGUGUAAUAAUCGUGGUCCAAAUUUACACGCAUGCAUAGAUUGUGUUUUUUUUGGAUGCCUACCACAUAUUAGAGAACACACCAAGGAGGAACACCACGAUUUCUCAUUAGAACUAACGUAUGGACAAGUUCAUUGCACCAAAUGUGGGGAUUAUAUUUAUGAUUCUGAACUGGAUGAGAUUAAUAAAACAAAUAGAAAACGCAGCGAUACCUUUCACAGAAGACUUUUUGAAUGUAGUACUUGGAAUCCGACGGAGGAAGAGAAAGACCUGCUCACUCUUUAUACACAAAGGGUGUGCAUUACGGAUAAAUCUCAGAUAGGUUUAAGAGGACUGGUUAAUUUCAGGAUUACUUGCUAUAUGAAUUCUGUUGUUCAAGUACUGAUGCACACUCCGCUACUCAGGGACUAUUUCUUAUCGGAGAGGCAUUUCUGCAAGACAGAUUCAGAAUCUUGCUUGAUGUGUAUACUGUCAAAUGUCUUUCAGGAGUUCUAUAACGGAGACAAGGUACCCUUGUUGUUGCACAAACUGUUACAUUUUAUAUGGACGCACGCGCCACACGUGGGUGGCGAUGUUCAACAAGACGCUCACGAAUUUUUCAUCGAGACCCUCGGACUGUUACACAAACACUGUGCGGAAAGCAUCAAUCAUACCAGUCAUGCUGUAGUAACUAACAAUUGUUCUUGUAUUAUACAUGAGAGCUUCACAGGGAGUUUGCAGAGCGACAUCGUUUGUCAGAAAUGCAAAGGCGUCAGCACGACAAUCGAGCCUAUCUGGGAUUUCGCCUUGGAUUUAGUGCCCGGGGCACUAACUUUAGUGGAAUGUCUGAAGCAUUUCACCAAAGCGGAACUUUUGGACAACUUUUCCAUGUGCGAAUCUUGCGGCCUGCCUCGGCAGGUUACGAAACAGCUCAGCAUUAAGACUUUGCCCACAGUAGUUACUUUCCAGUUGAAACGAUUUAAGAAAUCUGACGAGGGGCACGGAAAAGUCGCUACCAAGAUACAAUUUACCGAAAUGUUGGACAUGACUCCCUUCAUGAGCACGAAGAAAGCCGAUAGUCCUUUCCCAUCGGACAACAUGUAUUCGCUGUUUGCCGUGAUCAAUCAUCAAGGUGAAACUUCGUAUGCUGGUCAUUAUAUUGCUUACGUCAGACAACUAAAGGAUCAUUGGUACAAGUGUAAUGACGAAGUUAUCUCUAGAGUUGGAUUGGACGAAGUCUUGUUCUCAGAAGGGUAUAUCCUCUUCUACCACAAACACGUCCUUGGAUACAAAUAAUGUUAGUUUAUUGUUUACAAGAUACUUAUUUAAUUUUUACAUUUACCUACAUUUAUUAAUAGUACUUUUUACGAAAAAAAAAUUUCUUCAAUAUUAGAA